AUCACCUGAAUGUUUACUUUCUGCCACAUGUUGUCUUUAGUCCACUAGGAAUUAUUGCGUUAUUUAAAGGAUUUAUGAAGUUUGUGACCUUAGGACAAUAAUGUAACUUUAGAAAAUCAUUAGAUAUAUCAAACUGAAAGACUUUCAUACUGUGAUAUGGACGAUCAAGACCUGUAUGAAAGUUUACCACCAACUAGCACCAGCGUGGAUCAUAUGGUGGCCGGUGCUGCCGCUGGUAUUCUAGAGCACAGUGUUAUGUAUCCGGUGGAUUGUGUAAAGACUCGGAUGCAAUGCCUCAUACCAGAUCCUAAAGCUGACUAUAGAAGUAUUGCUGAUGCCUUUUAUAAGAUAGUAAGAUAUGAGGGAGUACGCAACACUGUGCGAGGUGUAAGUGCUGUCAUAGGUGGCGCUGGACCUGCUCAUGCACUGUACUUUGCAUGCUAUGAAAAAAUGAAGAAAAUAAUUUCCGGUGGUCACCAAGGAAACCAUUUGGCUCACGGUACGGCAGGUUUGGUGUCAACAUUAUUACAUGAUAUGGUGAUGAAUCCUGCAGAAGUGGUAAAACAGAGAAUGCAGAUGUUUGACAGUCCGUACAAAUCAUGUUCGAACUGUAUCAAAGUUAUCUACAAGGAAGAAGGUGUCAUGGCUUUCUAUAGAAGUUUUACAACACAGUUGACUAUGAAUAUACCUUUUCAGUGUAUACAUUUUAUGACUUAUGAAGUAAUGCAAGAUAUAAUGAACAAAAAUCGUGGCUAUGAUCCAUCAUCACACAUGAUCUCGGGUGCAAUCGCUGGGGCAGCAGCUGCUGUUGUCACUAUGCCUCUGGAUGUAUGCAAGACAUUAUUGAACACUCAGGAAUGUUGUUCAAGGUCGCGAGUUUCUUACGUGAAUGGAAUGACUUCAGCAUUUAGACUGGUUUAUGAAUAUCAAGGACUGCCAGGCUAUUUCAAAGGUGUCCAGGCACGUGUGAUAUUCCAAAUGCCGGCAACAGGCAUUUCAUGGUCUGUUUAUGAACUGUUUAAGUAUUUACUAACCCAAAGACAAAACAUGGAAGACAAAUACCCUAGAGUGAAUGGACUAACCGUUAAAGCUGUUGAGAGUAGCGAAGUAUAACAAAGAAACCCUCAAUCUGACUACCAACCGCCUCGUAAUAAAACCAACUUUCUCAACUGAUUAGAAGAAGCUGCAUGUGCUAAAUACAUUAUUUUUUUUAUGUUUUUUGUUUGUUUUGGUUGACACGCAUAUUUAUGUUCAUAUUUUUUUGUCAUAUCUCAUUUCUGUCUAGAUCUUUUAUAAUUAAUAAGGUUUAAGUUAAGCAGUUAUGGCCUCUUUAAUUUUUACGUUCACUGACCUAUUUCUUUUCUAUUACUUACAUUUUUUCGGACUGCUGUAUAUCACCAACAAUCUUCUAGUUUUAUGCAAAACAGCAUUUUUUUCUUCCGUUUCUUUUAUUUACAAAAAUGAAUCAUUGAAGUCAUUGGAUAAACUUUCUUAAAUAGUCAAUUGAUUCUGCAUCAUAAUUCAUAAUUUUUUGCAAAGUUUAUUUGAUUGCAAAAAUGCAGCAUGAAAUAUUUUGCAAACCUAAAAAAAAUAUCAAUUGAAAUUUUUGUAUCAUUAUUUGUAAACAGAAUUUCCUAAAAUUAAAAUCAAUUCUUCCCCAAUUGAAUCCAUUGUCAAGCAAUAAUUAUCAUGAAUAAACAUUUCUGAAUUUAAAGUAUUCCUUAGAAAAUAUAAAAAAAAAAAAAAUGAUUAGUCGGAUUAAAACCGAUUUAAGAUAAAUUAGUACAUUUUCAUAAAUCAUUUUACCAUCAUAAAGUUGCAAGAAGAAUCCAAAACAUCUUUUAAAUUAGAUAAAUUACUCCUAUCAUUAUCAGAUAUCUAAUACCAGUUAUAGUCCCUUUAUAUAAGGGUCCUGUAAUGGUAUAGACUUCUUGUUGAUCAGAUUGAUUUUGAAUAUUUAAAUGACUUAAAUAUCUGAAUUGUCUCAGAUCAAAAACAUCAUACUACAUGGCUUACAUUAUCUGGUCUCAGCAUUUUCUUCAUUCAUACUUAGAUGAUCUAUCUUGUUUUUAAUGAAACCCUAAAAUGUUUACUUUUUAGAUUAAUUCAUGUCAUUAAUAUUUACUCUGAGUAGGUGUCUGUAUAAAUAUAAUUCUUGUAUUUAGGUUUCUUAUUCAUAGUAGCAACAAUAAAGUAGACACUUGUGGAUUCAGUUAAAAUAUUCUCGCUUGUGUAAAUUAAAACACAGUGAUUUGUGGUGAUAAAAUUCAGAUUUAUGUCCUUGUCAUAAAAUAACUCUAUUCACAGAGAGAAAUUUCACCCAAAAUCCCCAGCAUUCAACAGCAACAGUGAUAUUUAACUGAAUCACAAUGUGCUGUGCACUGUGUGAACUAUGUUAGCUGUUCAUGCUUUUACAUGUUAUUACGUCUUUUUGGAUGGUAGUCAUCUUGUGAUUCUAUACAUGAAGUGUAUUUGUUUCAUUCCAUUGAAAUCAUAUCUAUGCAAUUUAAAAUGGUUGAUUUGUGUAUUGAUUAUAAUUUUCUAUAAAUUAAUUAAAUGGCUUGAUGUUCUCACACAAUUCAAAAUAUUUCAUAAUCCAUGAUAGGAGGAGGUAUGAAAAAAAUAUUAUUUAGUCUCUGUUGUCCAAAAAAAUGAAUUCUUUUUAAAAUCUUUCAUAAAAAUUGAGGCUUUGAUUAAGGUAUGGAUGAUAUAAAACUUAUUCUGAUUAUUUUAGUGCAUGAAUGUAAUUUCUGGCACUCUGCUGUAAUUUAAAUAUUGUUAUGACAUAACUGACAUAUUGGACCCCCCAACAAAGGCAAUUUUACUAAAUUUCGCGGCAAAAUUUAAUAAAAGCAAUGAUAGUUAUGUGCAAGAAAAUGUUUUACUCACAUUAACAACUUUGUUUAGGUCAUCUUUUGUCAAAAAAACCUCACACAAUUUCUUUGCGCUUUGUGUUUUCUUUUUCAUUGUUUUUAUGCGUUGCAGUUGAAGACUCAAAAUUAUCAAAACAAGCAUGUUAGAAAAAUUUAGAUUAAAGAGACCAAAUUUUUUUUAUACAUAUCUUCUCCUUUUCAUUCUCACUUUUUGCCAUGCUUCUUGUUAUUUAAAAAGAUAUGUUUAGACCAGUUAUUUUGUGGAAGGAUGUUGAUCGAUGUACAUGAAGAUUUAAGUAAACUGAAAGUACACGGUUUUUCCCUUCUAAUUGUAUUUUCUAUUUUAGGAUUUUUUUUCAACAUGUUCAAGAGAGCCAACUUGUCUGGUUUUCAAGAAUGGUUUUGAAAGGUUAAAAUCAUUUUAUCCUUAAAAUGAAAGUAAAUUUCUAAUAUGUUUCAGGCUAUCUUUGAACUAAUAUCUUUUGUGUUGAUGAAGGCUUCUGCAGGUGUUUAGUUUUCAAAGAUACAAAUUAAAAAAAAGUCUGAAAAUUAUAUCUUAAUUUGAGAAUGCUUAUUAAUUUCCAGUACAUGUUGUACUAGGUUUUAAAAAUAUCAGGGUUAAAAUGAUUGACAGUCUGAUAAACUAUUUGAUGCAGAUAAAACAGAGUUUCAUUUAGGUCCAAACUGGGAGGAGGGAGAACAACUUUAAACAUUUAAACACUUAUCAUUUUUUUUAAGAAUUUUUUUUUUGGUUGAGAUAUCCUUUUUAUCUGUUAUAUAUUAUGUGCUCGUUUAUUUUCAAUAAGAGGUUGGUUGUGUCAAAUUGAGGAGAUUUACACAACUUUUUUUUUUAAUAUAUAUUUAUUAUGAUAAUUUUGUAUGUUUGAAACUGUGGUUUGAGUGUUACUAAGCUUAACUUCAGUUUGUGUGGGUCAUUAUGAAUGCUACACAUGUGUACAUACUUUCUGUAUGGGACAUAAAUAUUGCUGUACAUAAUGUGUGAGUCAUCUAAAGUGCUACACGUAUCUGUAAAUAUUGUGUUUUGAUUUUAUGUGAGACAUGAAAAAUGUUUCACAUUUGUAAAUAGUCGUGAACAGUGAGCCCAAAGGUGUGAUGUAUUAUUUAAAAUACUACAUCUUGGGUUAAUCUUUACUUUAUUUUUUUCCUUUCAUAUUACAACUCUUAAUUUUUUUAAGUUUUUUUUAAUUUGAUGAAUAUUAGGAAGACUUCAGAUAUACUGAGGUAUUUUUUUUUAUUGGUUGUUAUUUUGAAUAAAAUAUAAAAGUUAAUUUAAAAUUUUCAAAUAAUUUUUAUGUUAUCAAAUAUAUAUCUUAAAAUUAAACAGACAUGAAGUUCAAAACAUUUCAAUAUCUGAUAUGUAAUCGAGAAAUAUUUGUGUUGAAAAAUGAAAUCUGUGCCUUUCUAUGGGUAGGGAGAAUUCAUGUACAAGUAGUAUUCCUACUAAAACUGUACAUUAAAUUAUUAAGUGGUGCAUAAUUGUGUAUAAAAUAUAACAUCUUCAGACGAAAGCAUUGUAUUAGAAAAAGACAAAAUUUUCAUUUGUAAUAUCAAUUGAAGACUUUAUUUCUGAGUCCAUUCUAACAGUAAAUUAAACUUAGUACAUUGUAUUUAGAUCCUCCUUUUGUCUAGGACAUACUUAAGAAACAUUUUUUUCUCUCUCCGUUUUAUAUUCAAACCUAAUGGAAUUUAUAUCAUCUAAGUGUUGUUAUAAUAGAGGAUUUUAUUAAAUGUAAAGAUUGAGUUCUGAAUCAAUUUUUUUUUAUUGUUUCUUACUUCAAAAAACAAGGUACUCAUUUCCAUUAAAUUUUUGAUAAUGAUAACCAAACUUAUUAUUUGUUUAAUAUAAUUUUUUUGAUACAGUGCUUUCAUUCCUAUGUCAAACCUUGAAUGUGUUAAAUAUGUGAUAUUUAAGUUGUCAUGUAAAAUACUCAGAUUUCAUACAGACAUUGUACUGAUUUAUGUUAUUCUAAUACGACGUAAGGAAGUAACUAACACUACAGGGAGAUAACUCUGUAAAUAUUUUGUAAGAAAUUUAUGAAAAUUAAACAAGUCAAAUUAAUUUUAGUCAAGGUGUUGGGUGCUACCUUAAUAGUUCAUUAUAUUUACAACAGUCAAGAAAAAUGUUUUUAAAAACAAAUAAGGAUAAGCCAAUUGGUUGUCUUAAAAUUUCUACCAGUGAAUAUAAAUUAUGGUGAAGUAGUUAUCAUUCAUUUAGCAGUCACUAUUGGGACACUGACCAUUGAAUAUAAUGUCAUGUGCAUUUUUAAAUGUAUAUUUCAUGUAUAAUUCUCAUUAAAUGAGUUUCAUACUUAUUAUAAAGGCGAAGACUCAAAAGCAAAAUAUGUAUGACCAUCAUGCCUAAGAUCUAAUUUUAUGUUUUUAGGAUGAUUUCUUUGCCAUGAAAACUUUUUACCGAUUUUUCAGUUGGUGUUACUGCUACAUUAUAACAAUAAGACAGAAUUGAUUGCAAUCAUGUUACUGAUAAGUAGUCCGUUUUUUCUAUCACAGAUUAGAAAUAGUCAACUUCUCUGAGAAACUUUAUUUAUAAUACAGCAAACAUUGUAGACAAGAUAUUUUGAUCUUGUGGCAAUCAAAUGUUUAUGGUAAUUUUAAUCCAGGAAAUUUUAACCAGUUGCAAAAAAGUUUCUAGAGGA
Molecule: messenger RNA, 5548 nt
Organism: Mytilus trossulus (common blue mussel)
Lineage: Eukaryota; Metazoa; Mollusca; Bivalvia; Mytilida; Mytilidae
Product: mitoferrin-2-like
Exons: 4
Coding region: 157-1113 (318 amino acids)
Biological process (GO): iron import into the mitochondrion
Cellular component (GO): mitochondrial membrane
Molecular function (GO): ferrous iron transmembrane transporter activity
Source: RefSeq, a predicted model, not a curated record